GGUUGGUGGGAGGGACAUGGAGCGCUGGCCCUCACCGCCGCGGUUGGCUGGGAGAGAGUGGUGACGCAACACAGGGCCCUUCGAAGUGGGCUGGUGAGUGGCUACGUUGGGCCGAGUGUGGGAGAAGAGUGGUGACGCUUAUCGAGGCUCCACCCCCUUCCUUGGAGCGAAGAGACCCGCUGCGAAGCUCCGGCCAAUCAGAGGAAAGGCUCCAGGAUGGCAUGGAAGGGUAGAGUUUGCUGAGAUGGAGGAAAAGAAGCACUUCAAGCGAGAUGAACAGGGAAAAUAAAGAUGUGAGACCAGGAAAGCCCAAGACAGGGAACAAAGGCCAGAAGCGGGCAUCUGUGGGUUGGAGCUAAACAGAGGAUGACGCAAAGCCCCAAGACUUCAAGCCCCCAGGAGUCGGUCCAAGAUAUCUCUGGGUCCCCCACCAUUGCCCAGCUCAGGACCUGCCACAGAGAGGACGCAGACUGAGUGAAUGAAGAAGAGAGUGAAAGCAUGCAAUAAACUGGUGAUGGAACGCAGCGGAGAGGUGCCCAAUUACCUGCCUUCGGUGAGCUCGGCCAUCGGCGGGGAGGUGCCCCAGCGCUACGUGUGGCGCUUCUGCAUCGGCCUGCACUCGGCGCCCCGCUUCUUGGUGGCCUUCGCCUACUGGAACCACUACCUCAGCUGUACCUCCCCGUGUCCUAGCUACCAGCUGCUUUGCCGCCUCAACUUCAGCCUCAACGUCAUCGAGAACCUCGCACUGCUAGUGCUCACCUACGUCUCUUCUUCCGAGGACUUCACCGUCCAUGAAAACGCUUUCAUUGUGUUCAUCGCCGCAUCCCUCAGUCACAUGCUCCUCACCUGCAUUAUCUGGCGGCUGACCAAGAAGCACACAGUAAGUCAGGAGGAUCACAAGUCCUACAACUGGAAACAGAGGUUCUUCAUCGUCAAUUUCGUCUCCUUCUUCACGGCACUGGCUGUCUACUUUCGGCACAACAUGUAUUGUGAGGCUGGAGUGUACACCGUCUUUGCCAUCCUGGAGUACACUGUUGUCCUAACCAACAUGGCAUUCCACAUGACAGCCUGGUGGGACUUCGGGAACAAGGAGCUGCUCAUUACUUCCCAGCCUGAGGAAAAGCGAUUCUAAACCCUUCUCUUCUGCUGGGGAGGGGCCCACUGCCCAGAAACUAGAAACAAGAUCCCACUCUGACCUUUCCCACUUCCUGUGUCUUCUCUAGACCCUACUGACGCUGGGGGAAGGGGGGAAGAAAGGAGGAAGGGCACAGGAUAAGGCUUUAUCCAGUCCUGUGGCUUUUCCUCCAUCCCACUUGAAGGCGCAGGGGUUCAAGCAGCAUCACCUUUAUCUGAGAGGCCCCAAGCUGAGUAGGCAGGAGAGCUCCACCAUCUGGUGCUUAAAAUUAAGUCCUGAGGUUCCUAACCACCAUGCGGUUCUUGGCCUUAACAUAGCCACCUCUUGUUGAGGUCAGGGACCAUUGAGCAGUGGCUGCUACCUGAAAACCACAGCCAUUCUCUCCAUGGGGUCAUUCGACUUGUGUGUCUAAUCUACUCUGCGCGUCCAGGCCUAUGGCCACAAUCCUGUUAAGGUUGCCCAGGUCUAGUCCCUACUUCACCUCUGAUGUAGUGUCUAUGUGGGUGAUGGGGUGGGCAGGCUGUAGGAUUUCCAAGGGCUCUGCUAGUCUGCUUGACAUCACCUUGUAGAGGUGGUGGUCUGUACCGGAAGGAUGACUGCUCCAGGAGCACUGGUGCAGCAUGUAUUUCCCUUCCCUUCGGAAAUCUCUGGCUUACACUCUUCCUCCUUGGUGAAAAUGUGGAGUGGAGAAGUCAGAGGCACAGAUUCCUACCCCCAAAAUGGUAUUCCCCCAAACUAUCCUACUGUCCCAGGCCCUGAGCUCUUUGGGUUGUACAUUUGUUUUCAAAGGAAAAUAAAAUUCUUGCCAACAGUCUGGGC
Molecule: messenger RNA, 1954 nt
Organism: Hipposideros armiger (great roundleaf bat)
Lineage: Eukaryota; Metazoa; Chordata; Mammalia; Chiroptera; Hipposideridae
Gene: PGAP2
Product: post-GPI attachment to proteins 2
Exons: 8
Coding region: 479-1132 (217 amino acids)
Biological process (GO): GPI anchor biosynthetic process
Cellular component (GO): endoplasmic reticulum membrane; Golgi membrane
Source: RefSeq, a predicted model, not a curated record